Messenger RNA from Rhinichthys klamathensis goyatoka, 748 nucleotides. RefSeq names its product translocase of inner mitochondrial membrane 17 homolog B (yeast) (gene timm17b). Lineage: Eukaryota; Metazoa; Chordata; Actinopteri; Cypriniformes; Leuciscidae. Gene Ontology annotation, cellular component: TIM23 mitochondrial import inner membrane translocase complex; mitochondrial inner membrane. The record is from RefSeq and is a predicted model, not a curated record. Gene Ontology annotation, biological process: protein import into mitochondrial matrix. Gene Ontology annotation, molecular function: transmembrane protein transporter activity. The coding region runs from base 58 to 567 and encodes 169 amino acids. The transcript is spliced from 6 exons.
ACACUGUCCUUCUGUCACGGACAAACUGCGUAACCGCUCUGACGUCAGCUGUUUAUCAUGGAGGAAUAUGCCCGUGAACCCUGUCCAUGGAGGAUAGUUGAUGACUGUGGAGGUGCAUUUACCAUGGGGGCAAUUGGAGGGGGGGUGUUCCAGUCAGUUAAAGGCUUUCGGAACGCACCUGUGGGUGUUCGACACAGGCUAAGAGGGAGCGCAAAUGCUGUGAGAGUAAGAGCACCACAAAUUGGAGGUAGUUUUGCUGUGUGGGGUGGACUCUUUUCCACCAUAGACUGUGGUCUUGUGCGUUUACGGGGUAAGGAAGACCCUUGGAACUCCAUCACUAGUGGAGCCAUGACUGGAGCUAUACUGGCUGCACGCAGUGGUCCACUAGCCAUGGUGGGCUCUGCAAUGAUGGGGGGAAUUCUGCUUGCACUAAUCGAGGGCUUUGGGAUACUUCUUACUAGAUAUACAGCACAGCAGUUUCAGAAUCCGAGUCCCUUUGUGGAGGACCCGAGUCAGCUUCCUCAGAAAGAAGGCCAAGAGAGACGUGGUUAUGGACAGUAUCAGUAAAACCACUGUUUUGCAGUGGAUACUGUAAUAUUAUAGACUGUGAAUAAGAGAGGAUCAUCAUAGUUUACAAUACCCUCCAGAGACAGGGGAUACUCCUGAAUCCUCUUUAUCCUCUAUAGAGUAUUGCUGGGAUGGUGUAUUUUUGUAGGCCAAAACCUGGAAACGAGUUAGCAUUGUAGCA